CCCCCUCCCGCCACCACCACCACCACCUCCGCUCCGUCCGUCUCUCCUCAGCAUCUUCUGGUUAAUGGAUUACACAGUUUCCCUCCAAGUGCAGCAUCAGCUGGCGGUGUCCGCGACGCACUUCUACCAGGGCUACCGUGUGGAGUUACAGAUGAAGUCAACAGAGGUGGACCAAGGGCUUUUCACAGACAGCUACUGCAAAGUGUGCAGCGCUCAGCUCAUCUCCGAAUCCCAGAGGGUGGCCCAUUACGAGAGUCGGAAACAUGCCAACAAAGUGCGGCUGUAUUACAUGCUACAUCCUGUGGAUGGAGGCUGCCCGGCCAAGAAGCUCAGAACAGACAACGGUGGCGACCAGGGCGACGUGGACAAGAACAAGUGCUGCACGCUGUGUAACAUGUCCUUCACCUCAGCAGUGGUGGCACAGUCACACUACCAGGGUAAAAUCCACGCCAAGAGACUAAAACUGCUACUUGGGGAGCAGCCGGCCAUCACGACCAAAGAGGCAUCUCCCAGUCCUGUAAAGAGCUCCCCAGAAACGUCUCCCAUGACCUCCCCGCGACAGCGCCGCGACUCAGACCGCUACUGUCAGCUAUGUAACGCCUGGUUCAACAACCCUGGAAUGGCUCAGCAACAUUAUGAUGGAAAAAAGCACAAGAAAAAUGCUGCUAGAGCGGAUCUGCUGGAGCAGUUGGGGAAGACUCUGGACAUGGGAGAGAUGAAAGGUCUGAAGCGGAGCUACACCUGUGAAGUCUGCAGCGUCACACUGAACUCGGUGGCACAGUACCAUGCACAUCUGCAGGGCUCAAAGCACCAAAACAACCUGAAGAAUCAGAUAUGUGUCCAGUGAGCCUGGGCCCGAGAUGAAGACCAACAGUUGGAUUGAUGUCAGACGAGCUGUGAUCAGCUUGCCCUUCUUUUUUCUGCCUCUGCGCUGCUUCUGCUCUCCUCCACAUUCUUUCGAUUUGUCUCUCUUCUACCUUUCACUCAAUUUCAGCCGCCGCUUACAUCGUGAGGAAAAUAAAGAGAUCUUUUUGUAAUAUUGCAUCCAAUCUCUCGCCUGUCGGUAAACAGUUUAAAAGAGUUUCUCUGCUCUUGAAUCAUUCACCUUUUUCAUUGCACUGCCGCUGUGUUUUCUAUCCACUGGAGAGCCAUUAAAGUGGGUCUGGUACACGGUAACCUUUCUAAAAUUGCAUGUAUUGAAAAACUAUUCAUUUUUCAAUCUUUUUAGUUGAAUAAAACAGAUAAUAUUUAUUUAUAAUUAAAGGGAAAAUAUGUACCGUAUUUAGCAUUGUGGGCUUUAACUGUCAAUCAUUCUCUUUGCCCUUACAUUUUGUAUGCACCGCUCAGUGCAACUCAACUUUUAAGCUGUUAUUGCACACAUGCUUGCAGUGGAGUCCCCUUGUGUCUUAAAGGGGGGAAUGGCAAUAAUGACGCAGGUCAGACUUUUAUUUUAUGUUCAAAUGGUAUUAACUUCAACAAGCUUAACGUCUGUGACUCUGGUAGAACUAAUAAUGUCUGCAUCUACACGGACACAGAAGAUCAUUUUAAUGUUUUUUUAUUUUCAAGUCUCAACUUAUCAAACAAUCACAUUUAUUUUCAUAAAAUGCGAGUGGCACUGCCUUUGCCCUCACCAGGUUGAUGCAGUAUGGAAAAGUAUUAAGGUGAGGCAUAGAGGGAGAGUUGAGCGGGAAUGACUGUUUUUAUUGUUUGCAUUUCGAGAAUACAGCUGAAAUGUCAGAAAUACCGUUGAAUAUUCACUGGGACUAACACUCAUAGACUAGGAGCGUUUAAAAGGUCUUUGUAUAUUCUCCAUAUAUAUCCACUUUAUCCUAAAAAUGCUAAUUGGACUAAAUUGUUUAAUUUGACAUAAUUGGAUUGGUAUUUAGCUUUUAUUCUGAACAUUUAAACCCUAUUCUUGAAAUAGUAUGUUGACUUCAUAUUCUACAUUUUGACUUGUUUAACAACAUUUUAAUUUAUUUUCUCUGCUAAAUAAAUUGAUGAACAAAACUUC
This is a messenger RNA of Gasterosteus aculeatus aculeatus (three-spined stickleback), 2011 nucleotides long. RefSeq names its product zinc finger, matrin-type 4b (gene zmat4b). Gene Ontology annotation, cellular component: nucleus. The record is from RefSeq and is a predicted model, not a curated record. Lineage: Eukaryota; Metazoa; Chordata; Actinopteri; Perciformes; Gasterosteidae. Gene Ontology annotation, molecular function: zinc ion binding; nucleic acid binding.